AUGGCAAGUUUGCCCCGUUUACCAGGAUACAUCUUUCGAGAUGUUAGCUUUCACUCGUUUUAUAAGGUCAAGGAUUAUAAAUUGCCACACAAGCUCGACAUAUUAAAUGGCUUUCCUGUAAUACGCGAUACAAAUUACGGCUUUGGUAGAAGACCGACAGACGCAGCAUCCGUUCGAUAUGCCGAAUGUCCAGAUCCAGUUGAAUAUGAUCCAUCAUUGACUUAUGGCCGAGCGCCUCGUUACGCUUUUCGGCAAUUCAUGCCCCAUUAUGCGUUAUUUGCGCAAAAGUGUCUCCGUUUCAAGGCCUUCUUCCGUCAGGGAGUCUUCAACUCCCCGGACGAGCACUAUCGAGUUCGUCACGUGGAUAUCGUUUACUACUUGGAGGACGACACGCUCUCUGUGAUAGAGCCGGUGGUGGACAAUGCCGGUUUCCAGCAGGGUAAAUUGGUGAGGCGAGGUAGGAUCCCGAAGAACGCCAAGGGAGACCCCUUCAUCUGGAAGGACUUCAACGUCGGCAUCAACGUGUGUAUUUACGGUGUAAUCUAUCAUAUCGUCGAUUGCGAUCCGUUCACCAGGGAGUUCUUGACGAGUCAAGGCAUCGAUGUCGGCGAGAAGGAGAGUCUGCCCGCGGAUCCUUACGCGGAGCAGCGCAAGAUCAAGUACGAUGGGACGACUGGUAGGACAACGCAAACGAUAAGCGACGAUGUUAGACGACGUUUUUUGGAAUUCGAUGGCAUGGUGCUAUCGUUCGACGCUAUGUGGAACGACGAUCCUUAUCGGAUACUGUAUUUUCUGACGGACGAUACUAUAGCGAUCCGCGAGAUUCACAAACCCAACGACGGCAAGGAUCCCGUAGCGAUGCUGCUCAAGCGUACCCGCGUGCCCAAAAACUGGCAAAGUCUGCCGUCCUGGCAUCCUAGCAUCUACAUGGAAUACGGAGACCCCGAGAUCACAGAGUAUUAUACCCCGCAAGAUUUUAAAGUAGGCGAAACGAUUCUCUUGUAUGGCCGAUGUUUCCUGCUGCAUGACUGCGAUGCCUUCACGCGAAAGUACUACUCCGACGUCCUGGGUAUUCCGCAAGCGGAAGCCAUUCCUGAGAAGAUCGAGAAACCUACGUCAGUCAAGUGCGAGGGGUCGCCGUAUGUAAAAUUCGAUAGCUCUGAAGACACCAGCUGUCCGUCCUUCGUGCCGAGAUCACCCAGGAAGAACAUCAUUCGUCAACUGAUCAACUUCCCGAAGAAACUGCGCUAUUCCAUGCGGAUGGAUGCGGUGCAUCCAGAGGACGAGGAUCGCGAUUUCGUCCUGGAGUACAGACUGAGCGACGGUGCCAUCCGAAUCAACGAGAGAGAGAAGCGCAAUUCCGGCCGGGACGAGGCUUGCUUCCUAUCCUUCAGGCUGAUUCCAAAACCGUGUAGUACGAGAAAGGACGAUCCGGAGUACUACACGCCGGAGGAUUUCUUUGUUGGCGCACGGAUCAACGUAUUCAAUCAUCGCUUCAUCAUCACCGGCGCCGAUCUGUUCGUGUAUCGCUACGUCGAGGCGAAUCGCGACAAAUUUUGCCAGGAGGUUCGGGAGAAUCUGCGCAACUACUUUCUACAGCAAGGUAUGCUGCAGGACGAUGUAGACGCUGAAGCUAGAAAGAUACAAGAGACGGAAGAUGAGUGCAAACUCGUUGCUGAUAAUGAAAAGAUCAUCGAAGAUGACAUUGAAGCGAAUAAGUGCGCAACCGAAGAAACUAAUAUGACUAGCUAAGAACUGAUAGCGACUUGACUAAUUAAUACGGAAAUGAUGCCUAAUGCGAAUCUCCUGAUUAAUGUGGAGUUAAUAAAUUUCUCGGCGAUUUUUUUUCGUUCCUCAAUAUGACCUUAUAUGCAGAGCACUUUGAAUAAUAUCGAUAAACUUUACAAUUGAACUCUUAAACGAAUUAACUAGUGAAAGCGAUCGAAGGUUUUCAAGCCAUUAAAAGGUAAUGGUCAAUAUAACUUUAAAGUCUUUAGGAGUAGAUUGAUAGAAAUUUUCUUGUUUUUGUUUUUAUUUUAUAUUUUAAUAAAUUGAAUA
Nylanderia fulva is the source of this 2058-nucleotide messenger RNA. Its product is annotated as EF-hand domain-containing protein 1. Gene Ontology annotation, cellular component: axoneme; mitotic spindle. Gene Ontology annotation, molecular function: alpha-tubulin binding. Gene Ontology annotation, biological process: cilium-dependent cell motility; mitotic spindle organization; mitotic cytokinesis. NCBI's taxonomy places the organism in Eukaryota, Metazoa, Arthropoda, Insecta, Hymenoptera, Formicidae. The record is from RefSeq and is a predicted model, not a curated record.